Radiomyces spectabilis is the source of this 535-nucleotide messenger RNA. RefSeq lists its product as uncharacterized. NCBI's taxonomy places the organism in Eukaryota, Fungi, Mucoromycota, Mucoromycetes, Mucorales, Radiomycetaceae. Bases 110 to 481 code for a protein of 123 amino acids. The record is from RefSeq and is a predicted model, not a curated record. The transcript has 5 exons.
UGGAAAUCCUUGCAAAUAGAAACUUUCUGCACGGAUGAAUGGUCUCGAUAUUGAGCCGUGAAUUAGCCCCAAUUUUGAUGCCAUAGCGUAACAGCAUGGCUUUAAAAGAAUGAUAAAAAGACACUUGGCGUUUCUCAGAAACAAGUCACUCGCAGCAACCAGAACUUCAUUUGCGCAGUUUGAGGGGAAAGCCGUUUGUGCGUACAAUUGUUCUCUGUUGUCAACCAUUAUGAGUCGCCAAGGUCCCGCCAACAAGAUCCGCGUGCAGCUCGGUUAUGAGGAACAGCACGGCACAUUUGCAGCCAACGAUCAAUCCAAAAUCACCACUCUUCGUUGUGUUUUCUGUAAUCAGGAUAAGCAACUGGAUGCCUUUUCCAAGACUCAAGUCACGAAAGCCACUUUCAACCCUAUAACAAAAAGCAGAAGCAAGUUACGUGUAAAAAGUGUACGCAAACCCAAAGCAAGACGCUCACUUGCAUGACCUGCACCAAGACUAUGCCACUUGAACGUUUUGCAAAGGUAAAUAUGUGACAGU